CCUCGCUUCAAUUUUCCGAGUGUACAUGGAUUAUGAUCGACAUUACAUUGCAAUAUCAUUGUGAAAACUAUCUGACAGGUUGAUAUCAAAAAAUAAAAAAAUAAAGAAAGAAAGAAAGAAAGAAAGAAAAUUCUGACACAGUUUCGACAAUAUCGUCUGUAUUUGUAAUUUUCCUGAAUCCUGAUACGACUUCUGAUAAGCCUGGUUGUAUCUUAUAUGCCCCCUGCAUGAUGCAUAGAUCGUGAUUCGUGAUUGAUUUCUCUAUGAAGGCAGGUUUACCUAGCGCAACUCUGUAUUGUAUCGCCAACAUUUGAUGGAUUUUUUAGAGAAAGAGCAAGCAGGUGUCGUUCUUUUCUAUGAAGCCUUUGCCUCUUUGGGUAGCACCGAGUAGGACUUGGUCUUGCUAUAGACAAACAUAGAAUGCUUGCUUUCUGGAAGAUUAUGGAAUGGCCAGACAUGGUUUCGUCAAACAAUUGGUCGGUGACCUCUCUUUCCUCGACUCGUCACCCUUUGCAAAGCUUUUGGAAUCUUGUAUCCGAUCAAAAUCCGGGCUUGACACUCGUCGAAUUCAUGCUCGAGUCAUUAAGACCCAGUUUUCCUUGGAAAUUUUCAUCCAGAAUAGGCUGAUUGAUGCCUAUGGGAAAUGCGGUUGUUUAGAUGAUGCACUCAAACUGUUUGAUUGUAUGCCCCAAAGGAACACUUUUAGUUGGAAUGCCAUUUUAAGUACAUUGACAAAGUCUGGUAAUCUUGAUGAGGCGGCAAGGAUCUUUAAGUCAAUGCCGGAGCCUGAUCAGUGCUCAUGGAAUGCCAUGGUAUCAGGCUUUGCUCAACAAGAUCGCUUUGAUGAAGCUCUGAAACUUUUCGUUGACAUGCACAGUGAGAAUUUUGUGCUGAACGAGUACUCCUUUGGCAGUGCUCUUAGUGCCUGUGCAGGGUUAGCAGAUUUGCGUAUGGGUGUACAAAUCCAUGGUCUGAUUUCAAAAUCUCAUUUCUCAUUUGAUGUUUACAUGGGUUCUGCUCUUGUUGAUAUGUAUGGUAAAUGUGGGGUGGUGACUUGUGCUCAAAAAGCUUUUGAUGGCAUGGAGGUGCGCAAUGUAGUUUCUUGGAACAGUUUGAUCACAUGCUAUGAGCAAAAUGGUCCUGCAGGUGAAGCUCUUCAGGUUUUUGUAAAGAUGACGAACAAUGGGAUUGAGCAAGAUGAGAUUACUCUAGCCAGUGUGGUCAGUGCUUGUGCAAGCUUGUCGGCUAUUAAGGAAGGUUUGCAAAUUCAUGCUCGUGUGAUGAAAUGCGACAACUUUAGGGAUGACCUUGUGUUAGGUAAUGCAUUGGUUGACAUGUAUGCAAAAUGCAAUAGAAUAAAUGAAGCCAGAUUUGUUUUUGAUGAGAUGCCACACAGGAACGUAGUGUCUGAAACCUCAAUGGUUAGUGGAUAUGCAAAGGCAGCAAGUGUGAAAGCGGCCAGAUUGAUGUUUUCAAAAAUGAUGGAGAGGAAUGUGGUAUCUUGGAAUGCACUUAUCGCCGGGUACACACAAAAUGGCGAGAAUGAAGAGGCAGUCAAAUUAUUCCUCCUCUUAAAAAGGGAAUCCAUUUGGCCAACCCAUUACACCUUUGGAAAUCUACUCAAUGCAUGUGCUAAUCUUUCUGACCUGAAGCUGGGUAGACAGGCUCAUACUCACAUUAUAAAGCACGGAUUUCGAUUCCAGUCUGUAGGAGAGCCAGAUAUUUUUGUGGGAAAUUCUCUCAUUGACAUGUACGUAAAAUGUGGAUUGGUUGAAGAUGGUCACGUAGUUUUUGAGCACAUGGUAGAGCGGGAUAACGUGUCAUGGAAUGCCAUGAUUGUGGGAUAUGCACAAAAUGGUUAUGGCUUAGAGGCUCUUGAAAUUUUCAGGGAAAUGUUGGUUUCUGGUGAAAAACCAGAUCAUGUAACAAUGAUAGGAGUUCUAUGUGCCUGUAGCCAUGCUGGACUGGUUGAAGAAGGGCGUCAUUAUUUUUACACAAUGAGAACCAAGCAUGGUUUAGAACCGUUGAAGGAUCACUAUACAUGCAUGGUUGAUUCACUAGGUCGGGCUGGUUGCCUUGAUGAAGCCAAAAACUUGAUAGAGGCGAUGCCAUUGCAGCCUGAUUCUGUUGUAUGGGGAUCUCUACUUGCUGCUUGUAAGGUUCACGGCAACAUAAUGUUAGGGAAGUAUGUGGCAGAAAAGCUCUUGGAGACUGAUCCUUCGAACUCAGGACCUUAUGUUCUGCUUUCCAACAUGUAUGCUGAGCUUGGUAGAUGGAAAGAUGUAGUAAGAGUUCGGAAACUGAUGAGGCAACGGGGCGUAAUAAAGCAACCCGGUUGCAGUUGGAUUGAAAUUCGGAGUCAUGUGCAUGUUUUCUUGGCGAAAGAUAAGAGGCACCGCCGGAAAAAGGAAAUAUAUUCAGUAUUAAAAGUUCUCACGCCUUUUUGUUCUUGCAAGUUGGAUGAAGACCACACAUUAAUAAUGAAUUACUUGUCCUCGAAACUUUUCAAAGUACGCAAAUCGGUAGCUGUUGAACCCUGA
Prosopis cineraria is the source of this 2540-nucleotide messenger RNA. Its product is annotated as pentatricopeptide repeat-containing protein At2g13600. Lineage: Eukaryota; Viridiplantae; Streptophyta; Magnoliopsida; Fabales; Fabaceae. Gene Ontology annotation, biological process: RNA modification. The record is from RefSeq and is a predicted model, not a curated record. Gene Ontology annotation, molecular function: protein binding; RNA binding.